This is a messenger RNA of Laetiporus sulphureus 93-53, 1367 nucleotides long. Its product is annotated as Ribokinase-like protein. Bases 44 to 1093 code for a protein of 349 amino acids. NCBI's taxonomy places the organism in Eukaryota, Fungi, Basidiomycota, Agaricomycetes, Polyporales, Laetiporaceae. The transcript has 8 exons. The record is from RefSeq and is a predicted model, not a curated record.
CGAGCUGGCCCGCCUUCAAACCGAACUCCAUACACACUCUCGCAUGGUCGGACCCGACAGCAUCGACACAGAUGGCAAAGUGCUUGUCACUCUGGGCAUGUUCAUAAUAGACGACUUUGAGUUCAAUGAUGAGGACAAUAAGCCCACUGGUCGCAUUCUGCCCCCUCAGAUUGGUGGAGGAGGAACAUACGCCUCGAUAGGAGCACGUAUAUGGCUUCCCGCUGAGAAAGUCGGCAUGAUCGUAGAUAGAGGGAACGACUUCCCGCCAGACAUCCAAGAGAAACUCGAUUCAUAUGGGGACACGAUGUGGCUGUACCGUGACAAUCCCGCACGUCCCACUACACGAGCACUGAAUUCGUACAGAGGAGAUCAUAGAGGCUUUCAAUAUACCACUCCACGAAUCAGAUUAACACCCCGUGAUUUGGUCAACACGAAACUUUGGCGGCCGAAUAUGCUGCACUUCAUAUGCUCACCUACGAGGGCGACAGCAAUCAUGUCAGAAGUUCGAGAAGAUCCAGCAUGGAACCCAAUCACGAUAUACGAGCCCAUACCCGACAGAUGUGUCCCAGAGGAGUUAACCGCCCUCCUCGAGGUGCUCCCAGCUAUAUCUGUUCUCAGCCCGAACGCAGAGGAGGCGAUGUCCCUUCUAUCCAUGCCGGGGACGCCAACAAAGUCCCUGGUAGAGGAAGCAUGCAAGCAUCUGCUCGAAUUCGGGGUGAGUAGGGAGGGCCGCGGAUGCGUGGUCAUUCGUAGUGGCGCUUUGGGCGCAUAUGUGGCUACAAGGGAGAGAAAAGGACAGUGGGUUCCUGCCUUCUGGACCGAGGACGACGCUCAACGGCAUAUCGUCGAUGUGACAGGUGCUGGUAACGCUUUCUUGGGAGGACUGGCGGCCGGCCUGCACUUGGCAGAUGGAGAUGUCUACAGAGCUGCGUUGUACGGCACAGUUUCUGCCUCGUUCAUCAUAGAGCAAGAAGGCCUUCCCCAACUCAGGAAAAUCACGGACGAUAACGGACGCACAGUCGAGCUCUGGAACGGAGACACACCUACCAGACGGUUGGAAAAACUAGCGAAUCGAUCGCGAAGGGCUACAUAGAAAUUAAUAACUCAGAAUAUUACAACAGGCGAUACAUGUAUGCAUGCAGCUAGCGUAGUCGUACAUGGUAUACAGUAGCUGGUCCAAUGUCCCUCGCGAGAACCAGGUCAGAGUGAGACGGUGAGAGAGGUCAUUGCUGCGUUGAUUGGAACUUCGCUCGACUCUGCGCAAAAAGCUCUUCUUGUGCCUUGAGAAGCUCUUCCUCGGUCAUGCCAGACUGCUCAAACUUGGAUACCUUUCUCUCGCGAUCCUGAGGACCCGCGCUCAGUGAGGG